AUGGACAUCCCCAUCAGCAGCAGAGACUUCCGCUGCCUGCAGCUGGCCUGCGUGGCCCUCGGCCUGGUGGCCGGCAGCAUCAUCAUUGGUGUCUCCGUGUCCAAAGCUGCAGCUGCCGUGGGUGGAAUCUUUAUUGGUGCCGCUGCUGUGGGGCUCCUCAUCUUGGCCUACCCCUUCCUGAAGGCUCGGUUCAACCUGGACCGCAUCCUGCCUACGAUAGGGAGCCUAAGAAUCCACCCCCAGCCAGGGCCAGACCACGGGGAAGGAAGAUCCAGCGCCAAUGGUAAUAAAGAAGGAGUCCGCAGCAGCCUGUCCACCGUGAGCAGAACCCUGGAGAAGCUGAAGCCAGGGGGAAGGGGGGCUGGGGAGGGCUGAGGCAGGGGCUGACGGGCUGCCCCCUGCCCUGCCCUCUCUUCCCACCCGCUACCCCAAUCUCAGAGCCUGCACGGGUCCAAACCAGAGAUGAACCAGGUCCUGGAGAUGCCAGACCUGCUUUCACCAAGGCCAUUGGAAAUGGAUUCCCUGUAGUGGGGUGGGGCCUGGACCACGGUGUCUCUGGUUUCAGGCUCUUGACCUGGAUUUUCUCUCUGAACUGCUGCUUGGCUUUCUUCCCUUUUUGAUCUACUGUCUGGAUCCUCUGGAAUUUGGGGCCCAGUGAUACCCCAGUCUCUUGCUCCAGCCUGGCCAGGGAAGUGAACCGCAGACUCACAGGAACCACACCGGGUCUGGGCCUGGCCCUGGGCCUCAGGAGCUCACUGGCUGCAUAGAGGGCCUGGACCAGACUCCCCUGAAUAUCAAAAGCUCCAGGCAGCUCCUCAGGAAUGGGCCCUGAGCAGCAGUGAACCAGACAGCGGCAUAGCCUAGAAAAACAAAAUGGUCGCUGCCUUGACAGGAGCCCAGGUGACGCACGGGCCUGGAGGCUUCCAGGAGGAGGUGUCUCCUGAGCUGAGCCCUGUGCUGAGACUCUUGGGGUUUGACUCCACUAUUUAAGGCUUUUCAUGAUCUGACUGCAAACAAGACCUCCAGCCUUCCUUUUCUCCCCACCUUCUCACUGCUCCUGAACCAUCGAAACACGUUCCAGCUCCCAAGCCUUGGCCUGUGUUCUCCUGGAUGCCCCCCACUCUGCUCCUCUCUGCCUAUCAGAUCCCCCAUCCUUAAAGGCCUCCUUCCAAGUGUCCCCUUAACCACAAUGCCCUCCUCAUCCUCUUCCACCAGCCUCUGUCUCCCUCUUUCGACACCCUCCAGGCAGGUUGAAGUCUUCUUUUUCACAAAACAGUUACUAAUCCUGUUGAAACCUACUGUCUAUUGCCCUUUUCCAGUUACCAUCAUGGUGCACAGUAAGUGCUCAAUAAAUGUUAAAUGGCUUAAAUUUAGUGGAAAAACAAUUCCCUAGGCU
Messenger RNA from Orcinus orca (killer whale), 1396 nucleotides. It is a transcript of the gene KNCN, whose product is annotated as kinocilin. NCBI's taxonomy places the organism in Eukaryota, Metazoa, Chordata, Mammalia, Artiodactyla, Delphinidae. The transcript is spliced from 4 exons. Gene Ontology annotation, cellular component: kinocilium; apical plasma membrane; cuticular plate. Bases 1 to 375 code for a protein of 124 amino acids. The record is from RefSeq and is a predicted model, not a curated record.